Messenger RNA from Brassica rapa (field mustard), 4800 nucleotides. RefSeq names its product probable WRKY transcription factor 59. Lineage: Eukaryota; Viridiplantae; Streptophyta; Magnoliopsida; Brassicales; Brassicaceae. The record is from RefSeq and is a predicted model, not a curated record. Gene Ontology annotation, biological process: regulation of DNA-templated transcription. Gene Ontology annotation, molecular function: DNA-binding transcription factor activity; sequence-specific DNA binding.
UCCCAAACAAAAAAAACCAUGUAUGAAGUUCCAUUUGAUAGCGUAGAAUCAUCCCAACUUAACAUGACCAUGAACCAAAUUAUAAUUAUUUUCAACUAUUUUUUAGACAUGCAUUCUUAUUCUUAGAUAAAAUUCAUAUUUUUAGAUUUUAUAUUUUGGAGAAUAUCUCUAAACCUCUCGUGAGGUUUAAAGAACAUUAUGAAUCGGCUUAUUCGUUUUGAUAAUUUUACAAUGGAUCUAUGUAUUUCAUUUUAUACUUUGAUUAUUUUUUAUGUUUGAAUAGUUUUCAAACUAGCUUUUUAAGUUGUAAAAAGGAUUCUAAAAUUUGGUUGAUUUAGAUGUUAUUUUAGGGAUUGACUUCAGUUAUAUUGAAACCUAAUUAACGACAUUUUCUGAUUUUAGUUUUAUUUUCACGCCAAAAAUCAUUUGUUAAAAUUCUUGAAAAGACUAAGAUGAAGAAUAAUGACUUUUAUCCAACGAGUGUUAAUUAUAUUUUUUGAAUUUAUCAAACCCGAUUUUCAUACAUGUUGGCUAUUGAAGGCAAUAUAAGCUAAUCUUCAUAUAUCUAAGUAUAGAGUUUUAUUAUUCCAUGGUGAGAUUGAUCUAUAAUAAUGAACUGAGUUUGAUACUUUAAUAUUUUUCUAAUUUUUUUUUCCUUAUGGGUGAUUAUUUAUGCAUGCUUAAAUCCAAGUGAUUUUUUUAGUGUUGAUAUAUCUUAUAUUGGGAUUUUUAACCAUUUUUAAAAUCUUAGACUGAGUUUUAUUGGGUUUUUGAGUCCUUUUGGUGUUUGUAAUGUUCUAGGAGUUUUCUAGGUACAUCUUUAGGAAAUAGGCAAAACUAAUUGAAAUUGAAGCAAAAAUGAAAAAAAAGAAACAAGUUCGUAAACCAAUCAAUCGAUCAUAGACACCACUUCGUUGAUGUGGUUGAAGGUUCGUAGAUUUUCAACAACUCACAGCAACCAGUCUACAAUACCCUCAUGCGACCGAUUGAAAACAUGGACAGCCCAUUUCAGCCUUUUUCGGCCAAACACGGCCUAAGACAUAAAAAUACUUCUUAGUUCUAAACCUCUCUUCUUCGUUUGCAGACAUCUUCCAGACAAUCUUAGCAUUGUGGGGAUUCAAAGAUGGGCUAGACCACAAGAAAGUGAAACAUAGCUUAUCAAUUGAUGUGAUGCACUGUUUGGGAAGGUUGACAUCCAAAAAUUAAUAAGGCUAUAGAUUAUUGAGCUGCUUAUUGCAGUUGGAUUGCAAGUGAAAGUUGCCUAGCUGACCAAGUACUAAUGUGAGUUCUGAUUCUUUCUAUCAACUAGUGGAAGUUGCAUAGUCAACAAUUUUGCACUGUGGCUCCACCAAAGUACAUCCUUAAAUUAAGCUAUUUCUAUUUCCAAUCCUAUCAUAUUAUUAAGAUAAAAAUAGAGGCAAAACUUCUAUUCAUCCCAAAGUGAUCCACAAUAAAGUCCGUUUACGACUCUUAUAAGUUAUAUGCUUUCUCACUAAAUAUUUUGUCUAUAAUUAAUAUUGAUCAUUGUAUUGAAUGGUCCAAGACUUCUUCUAACCUGUAUGAUUCCUUCAAUUUUCACGCACAUGUGUUCUUGAAGCAUUUUCAUAGGUCAACAUUGCCAUUUUUUUUUUUUUUGCUAAAAGGUAAAUAUCAUUACGAAAUGAACUUUGAAGUUUACAAGAUGUUAGAACAAACUGUAGACCUCUAUGCUUGAUUACACGGCAAAAAAGUUAAAAACAUGUAAUCAAGAAGACAAUCGAGCUUGAAACCGUUCUGCCUUGGAGCGAACAGGAUAACAAAGAUCGAUACAAACUUAAGAGACGGGUGAAAAGGACAUAAAAAAAGUAGGCAGAUGGGGAGACCGAGAACCAGAGAUCAAGGGACACAAUGCUGGCUGGAAGUUGUUUCAUCUGAUUGCCUGAACCAAUACCUUCCUCUGAGACACAGAGACAAGCCCGCUCAAGGACCUCCCUCUAAGUUCGGGCUGGGCAAACACUGACCCCAAAAUCUGGUACAGACAGGACAACUCAAGACCACAGGAGCUUAAUAGCGCUCAACUAACCUAACCGCUCGUCCUCUAAGCCGGUUAAUGGAAAGGGGCAGCAUCACCACUUCCUGGGAUUUACUCCCUCCUCCAGCCGCAAGGUGCUUACCCUGAUCUCGAAGAGCUCAAAAACACCACUCCAUGCUCGCUUAAACCUGCAGAUCAAACCCAUUCUCCCAACAUUGCCAUUUAACUAAGAAUAGUCCGUCCAACCGGCCGUAUUAUUCAAGUACAAGACCUUUUCUGCUAAAAUUACACUGGUAUAAUCAAAUAUUAAUGAUAAGUUCAGAACAUUCUUCAUAAUCAAUCAGUACUCGGGGAUGUGGAUUUCACACUUAAAGCGAAUGAGUCAACGUGACUACGUCCAACAUGGAUUUUUUUUUUGCCGAGUACCAACAUGGAUAUUUCUAAAACACAAAGAAUUGGCUCAACCCUUUGAGAUAUUUAAUAAUUCAACCAAAGCUUAAGAAAAAAUAGGAGUGAUUAAUUUAAUCAACCAUAGUUGAUGGUGAGGUAAUUAGACUUGAGGCAGAGGUUUUUUUAAGUUCGUUAAUUUUAUUUAAAAGGCAUCCAAAUCUCUUUCGCUUGUAAGUUUCUCGGACAAAGAUCACAAAAGAGGAAUAUGCUAUUAUAUGGGUCCCAGAAAGCAGGCUUUCUACGUGGCGAUCACGAGCAUCGUUGAUCGAUCAUGUGCCUUCACAACUCCGCCUAUCAACGACAGGUUCCGUUUUACUUAAAAUUUAUUAAUUUUGCUCCGGCAAACGGAAAAUGAGGCGACGUAAGCCGAUGAACGUCAUCUCACUGACGUCAUUUGCCUCAUACCAUAUUAAAAAAGAGGCGACGAAGUAACUAGUGAGUAACCUACACUUAAAAUCUCAACAUGCAAUAAGAUAUAUUGCAACUAUUACGGCUCGACAUUGGUUUGCUGGAAUAUAUAAAUCCAAAAUUUGUAUUAUAAAUUCAAAAUGUUGAAAGUCGCACUUUACACAUUCACAAGCUUUUAAAUAAAUUAUUAUCAUUUAAAGUUUUAGUUAAAGGAUAGUUGUAUAGUUAACCAAUGGCUAAAAAGAGCAAAAUUAUCAAUGAUGGUAACAAUUUUAGUUAUUAAUAUUCUUUAAAAUGUGAUUGGUGUUUGAUUAUAUAUUACUUUGGCGACGCAUGCAAAGGUUGCUGCUUGACCAUAAUUAAAAAACAGAUUUAAACGACUACUUGCCCUAUAAGGCUAUGUUUACAAUAAAUAAAUAAAAUACAAUAAGAUAAUAAUGGAACUACUUGCCCUAUAAGCAUAAGAUCUGUAAAAGUUAAAAUCUCUAAAAGAUAUCUUAUUAAAUACUAUCAUUUUCGAUGGUUAUAAUAACACAACGGUUGCCACUAUUUUGAGUAGGCCAAAGUUUGAAAGACUCACGAGAUGUAUUCCCAAAGUUAUCUUCAGUUUGCAUCAUAGAAUCCAUAUAUACGUACUAGUUUUGACGCAGUCCACCAAACAAAAUUAUAAGAAAUUGUCAACUACGAAGUUAAAUAAACUUCACUACAAUUUGCUACAUGUAGUUUGGCUUUCAUGAUGCAUGUAAAGCUCUUUAAUAAGUAAGCCCUUUAAAAAAAAAAAAAGAAGCUCUGUUAGUUAUUAAUCAAAUAUUACGAUUUUUGUGUAAAAGUGAAAUAAUGAAAAAAGUUACUUUUUUAACAACCGAAUGUACUGACCCACCGAGGUAAAAUAAUAAAAAAAGUUACUUGUCGUUAUAGCUUAUUCCAUCCAAGAAGGUUCGUCGAAUCUACGUAUUAAAGUAGCUAUGAAAGUUAUUUUAUCGCUUAUUCAAAUGCAAAUAGACUUUUAGUGAUAUUUUUUUCCUUUAUCUUGAUGUAUAUAUAAAUAGUACAUCUGCUUAACAAGAUCCCUCUCCUCUUAACUUCAGCAGGGCCAACAACACUAUACACCAUUCUUUUGAACAAAGAAAAUGAUCUACCCUUCAAACAUUAACCCUAAUUUCACAGAUUUCGGUGAAACUUUCAAAUUCGAUGAUUAUGAUGAUGACGCUUUUCAGAUGAUCAUGGAAGGAAUCAGCCUCGGGGAUCACUCGCCCACUUUGAGUUGGACUUCAUCAGAGAAAUUACUGGCUACAGAAGUCACAAGCCCGCUUCAAACAAGCCUAGCUACCUCACCUAUUAGCUUUGAAAUAGGGGACAAAGAUGAGAAAAAGAAGAGGAAAAGACACAAAGAUGAUCAGGUUAUUCACGUGUUUAAAACGAAAUCAGUUAAAGAAAUUGCUUUAGAUGACGGAUACAAAUGGAGGAAGUACGGCAAGAAACCAAUAAGGGGUAAUCCAUUUCCGAGGCAUUAUCACAAGUGUUCGAACCCCAAUUGCAUCGUGAAGAAGAAGAUCGAGAGAGAUACGAGCAAUCCGGAAUAUGUAUUGACAACCUAUGAAGGGAGACAUAACCACCCAAGCCCUUCUGUGGUAUAUUGCGAUUCAGACGACUUUGAUCUUACCUCUCUCAACACUUUGUGUUUCCAGACACAUAAUUAUAGUUAUUCACAUUCCGCUCCAUGAGGACCAUGACCAUACUUACAAGUUUGUGAAUAUAGAUGUGUGUAUAUAUAGUAUAUAUCAUCAUCGUAAUCACGCAUCACAUGUAUCCGCAUAUACAUUGUUGUGUUGAUUUUGUAAUGUACUUAAUUGGGAUGGUGUGAUGGAAAUCAUUUUGUAUGAUAGUUGUUUUUGUAUAUAGACAGACUAUUUUAGUUAAUAGUUUACUAA